Molecule: messenger RNA, 1056 nt
Organism: Punctularia strigosozonata HHB-11173 SS5
Lineage: Eukaryota; Fungi; Basidiomycota; Agaricomycetes; Corticiales; Punctulariaceae
Exons: 5
Coding region: 1-1056 (351 amino acids)
Biological process (GO): endocytosis; plasma membrane tubulation; actin cortical patch localization
Cellular component (GO): actin cortical patch
Molecular function (GO): lipid binding; protein binding
Source: RefSeq, a predicted model, not a curated record
AUGGUGUUCUCGAAUCUGACCGACAACGACAAGGGUGCGUUCUUCGCCCUCCUAGACGAGUUGAGUCGUCCCGUUCGCUUGAGGGGCAUAGCCCCGUUGAACCCGAGCGCCGAUGCCUCAUGCAGAUACUUUACAUCGCGGCCGCAUCUAUUCGGCGGGGCCUCUGAAAACGAGAUCGCCGAUGCGCGCGCGGACGCCGCCAAGGUCGUGCUCGGCGGCCUGAAACACGUCUCGUCGCCUGGAGGGCUGAUAUCAUCAUCUGCGACGAGCACGCAUGAUGCACAUUCACCUUCUGCAUUCGCCGCGGGCUUGCGCGCCGUUCAGGCCGCGGCACCCAGGUCGCCCACUCGACCAGCUGCGCCAGGCCGAAGCGGCGGGUCGCCCGCCCCGCCCCCGAUGCCGCCCCGGCGGGCGUCCAGCAUCGCCAGCGAAGAGGAACCCGCCCACAACGUGCGGCCGUCCAGCUUCGUCGGCAGCCGCGGGCUGUCGCCGGCCCCGCCUCCGCCGAUGCCCCCACGGCGCGGUUCAAGCGUCGCCAGCGAAGACGAGCCGCCCGCGGGCAACGUGAAACCUUCCAGCCUAAAAGGCGGUCCUCCCGCCGGCCUCGUCGCCACGAAGAAAUUCGGGGACGUCGACGUCACGUCCGCGAAGGGGAUGUACUCCUCCAUCCGGCACGGCACGGUGAACAAAACGGCGAAGCCGCCAGCCGUGACGGUCCCGCCCGCUUUCACACCAAAGCAGAACGCUUGGGCGCCGCCACCACGUCGGACGAUCUCGACCGCCGAAAGCGAAGAAGAGCCCCAGCCGCAGCGCUCUACGCCUUCGCCUGCACCCAGAGCCCCUCCCCCUCCCCUGAGGCGAGCAGAACCCGAACCCGAACCGGAGGGAGAGUGGGCGGAAGUCCUGUACGAUUAUGACAGCGGGGAACCCGGGGAUCUCAAGAUCGAGGCCAAUGAAAGGGUGCUGGUGGUUGAGCGGUCGUCGGAGGAUUGGUGGACAGGCGAAAUCGAAGGCAGGCGCGGAUUGUUCCCAGCGAGCUACGUAAAAAUAAUGUAA